Messenger RNA from Aspergillus pseudonomiae, 1182 nucleotides. Its product is annotated as DUF3984 domain-containing protein. Lineage: Eukaryota; Fungi; Ascomycota; Eurotiomycetes; Eurotiales; Aspergillaceae. The transcript is spliced from 2 exons. The record is from RefSeq and is a predicted model, not a curated record. Bases 1 to 1182 code for a protein of 393 amino acids.
AUGGAGCUUUCGCACUCCGGGGGCGGCUUUCGCUCGCGCCGCUCUUAUCCCUCACUAAACCAUGCUUCCCUAGCUCCCUUGACAUCUCGAUUCCCCAUUGAUGACGAUGUCGAGCAUCAGGAUUACUUUACCCCCAGAGCUGAAGAUGCUGAGUCCUACCACAGCGCCCAUGAUAUCCCCGCAAAGACUUCGUAUCUCUCUAGUUACUCCGUUCCCGGUACCCCAGGUCUCUUGUCUCACUCCCGCAGCGGGUCCAGGGCCCGACACCACCAGCGGAGUAAAAGCUCGACCCGCGCACACCUGAGCGACACCAACCUCGAAGGUCAAGAUGAUGCCCAACCAUUUCACCACCAAACGCCGAGGACGAAGCGACACUCAUCUCGUCCUCGCCCGUCAGACUCAGCUGGUCGUCGCGAUGCAGAGUGGAUGCUCCGCGCUGGGAUCGCACUAGCUUCGUCGACCCGAGAAGAGAAGGGCCAGAGUUGGCUCGCGAAGCGAGAGAGCUCGACUAGUCUAGUUGAUGAAGGUAACUACGACGUGGAGUCCCCUGGUCACUUUAGCAAAGUGACUAGGAAAUCCAGAUCUGGGCGGUCAACCCCGGCGGCCUCUCGGUCGCGCGUUGUUAGUAGAAGGGGCAGUCGGCCUGACCUUGCCAUGACCGGCCUCGAGAUGACCUCUACUAGGCCGGGUGAUAGCGGCAGUCUAGAGAGUCCUGCGCUUGAUGUGCGACAUUUCAUCCCGGAUUUUGUGGACGAGCGUAUCCGUGCGGAGAUGGCGAUUCUUCAACAAGAGGAAUAUACCUCUGAUUCUGACGAGUACUCUGACUCAGAGGAUGAUAUCGAUGAGCUGGAGUUGCAGCGCUUGACCCGAGAGCGCGGUUUUGGGUUGGGCAGCUGGUUUGAUCGCAUGGUGGAAUGGACAGUAUUUGGUGUUGACGACUGGCCACUUUCUUAUUCCAGCGGGCCUGUUGACCAGGCUCCCAAGAAUGUUGAGUGGGCAGAGCCUAGUGCCGCUGAUGAAGAUGACGACCAGGUAUCCAUAUCAGGACGCACUGAUAGGACUGAUGGUGCGUCGACCAUUGGCGAUCCUGAGGACCCGACAGUGAUAGACAAACCAGGCGACCAUGGGGGCUGGGAAGAUGCAUGGUGGCUAUUUGGUGUGAUGAAGCGUACGCUGUUAUGA